AUGGUAAAAGGAGAUGCUGGAGCAGUUUUGGAGUACUUUCAGAAAAAGAAAGAAGAUAAUUCAUCAUUUUUUUAUUCAAUCCAACUUGAUAAGGACGAUAUGAUCACUAAUAUCUUCUGGGCGGAUGAUCGGUCUAUUAGCGAUUACAAUCUCUUUGGUGAUGUUGUUUGCUUUGACACAACUUAUAAAAAUAAUGAUUAUGAUAGACCGUUUGCUCCAUUUGUCGGGGUGAAUCAUCAUAAGCAAACUGUUGUGUUCGGAGCUGCUCUCUUAUAUGAUGAAACCACUGAGUCUUUUAAGUGGCUUUUUGAGACUUUUCUUGGAGCAAUGUCUGGAAGACAACCAAAAACAAUUCUUACAGACCAGUGUGCAGCAAUGGCGAAUGCAAUAGUGAAGGUGUUUCCAGAAACAAAACAUAGGUUAUGUAUCUGGCAUAUUUACCUAAAUGCUGCAAAGAAUUUGAGCCGUGUAUUUCACGGACCAGGCCAGUUUGCCAUGGAUUUUGGAAAGUGUGUAUAUGACCAUGAGGAAGAAGAAGACUGGUUAUUGGCGUGGACUGAUAUGCUCAAUAAGCACAAAUUGACAGAGAAUAAAUGGUUGAAGAAUUUGUUUGAGGUGAAAGAAAAAUGGGCAAUGGUAUAUGGCCGACAUACUUUUACAGGCGAUAUGCAUGCAGAAGAAGUGUAUACACCAGAAGUGUUUACCUUGUUCCAAAAGGAAUACACAGUCAUCGGUGAUUAUGUUGCAAAAAAGACCUGUAAGUCUGAGAUGGUGUAUGAAUACAAUGUAUCUUAUCGUGGUGCUGCACGAGAGCAUUUGGUUAAGUAUGAUGCUGCAAACCAAACAGUACAUUGUAGUUGUAUGAAGUUUUCAUUUGCUGGGAUCUUAUGCCGUCAUGCAUUGAAAGUGUUGGACAAAAAGAAUGUUAGAAGAAUUCCACCUACUUACAUUCUGAAUCGAUGGAGCAAAGAGGCAAAAGCACGGACCCUAUCUCAUUACCAUUCAGAGAUACCCAAUGAAGCAGUGAAGCAAUCAAUUGGAAAGCGAUAUAGUCAUAUUUGUCGUACUUUCCGUGAGAUUGCAUCUGUUGCCGCUGAACAUAUAGAACUGACAUUGUGUGCUGAUGAAGAUGCGGUUGAGUUGCUUAAAAAACUGGAGGAAAAAAAAAAGGAACUUGUGAGAGCUAAUAAAUGGAUCCUCCAUAGUUCAGAAGAUAAACUUGUGGAAGAAGAAGAAGAAGAAGGAGAUGAGGACAUUCUGAAUGAACCAAUUCUCACUCCUAGUACCCAAUUAUCUGUUGCGCCACAAAUUCGACAUUACAUAGCGGGUCAUUUUUCUCGCAAUUACUCGAGGUAG
Molecule: messenger RNA, 1356 nt
Organism: Brassica napus (rape)
Lineage: Eukaryota; Viridiplantae; Streptophyta; Magnoliopsida; Brassicales; Brassicaceae
Product: protein FAR1-RELATED SEQUENCE 7-like
Exons: 3
Coding region: 1-1356 (451 amino acids)
Biological process (GO): regulation of DNA-templated transcription
Molecular function (GO): zinc ion binding
Source: RefSeq, a predicted model, not a curated record